CGUCUAGUCACUAUCUACACUGAUAAAUGGGACAGAAAGGAAAGAGUGAGAGACCCACAGAAGAUUAAGAUGCUGGAGUUGGCAGACAUAGAGUUUAAAAUAACCAAUUAACAUUGAAAUUGGUAAGAUGGAGAGUUUCACAGAGAAAAGGUUGAAAAUUCUAAAAGAGGAAAGUACAAUAACAAAUUUAAAAUUCAGUUAGGUGGAUUUAAAAGUAGAUGAGAGACAGCUGAAGAAAGGACCAGUGAACUGGAAGAUAAAUCAGUAGAAAAUCUCUCUGCAGACCUUGCCAUGACCAGCUCAUACUAUCCACACUGUCCUGGACUCUGAACCUUCUGGAGACCUGUUGGAUGGGGGGAGAGCCUGUUGAGGAGGCAUUCUGUGCUUGGGAGAGACUGAGGGGGCUUGGGGAUUUGGGGGACGCUUUUCACUCAACUUUGUUGGAAAUGUUACUCACUGGGAGUCUAGUCAGUGGAGCUCCGUGACUCUAGUUAAAUCUUUCAGGGCCUCAGGCAUCAGGAAUCUGAACCUGUUUGUUCAUGGGCUCAGGCUUAAGGUAUGCCAGUCUUCACAGCACACACCGUGGAAAAUGCCUCUGGUGGGAUGAGGAGCCAGGAGAGGCCUGUCUGUGACGUGCAGAAGGCGAGCACGUUGGCACUCAGGUCGGUGGGCCACGGGGCCCAGGUGUGGCCUGUGGCAGUGACGCAGCGGGCACUGGCGUAGCUGGUGAGGGGGCAAGGUCAGGGCUGUGCUGAGCAUGACUCUGAAACUGUUGUGGGUUAUAGCAGUUCAUACACAUGCCAUGCUGAGAACCUUUCCAUCCUGGGUUAAUGGUUUCCUUAUAAUGAACAGAAAUAAAUUCAUGAGGGACGGUGAGCUAAGGUGGGGUCAUGGGCCAAGGCCAGUGGCUGAGCUGAGUGAUGACUGCUGACCCACACUGUCUGUCGGACACUGAUUAGAGCGGUGUCCCAGCAGAGACACUGACCAUCUCGAGUAAAGGACGGAAGCCCCUUCGUCCUCCAGAGUGCUCUGUCUUGGGGCCAGUGAACACCCCUCUUGAGGGGAGAGAAGGAAUCCAGGUCAGGUCUGGCUGAGGGUGGGCACAGCAGCCGCUGGCUCCUGGGAGCUUCUGAUCAGUUCAUGCCAAGCAUCCGGGAGCCGCCUGGACGCCCUGCAGUGUCCCUUGUGCUUCAGGACAGGCGGCCUUGCCGGGUUCUCUGGGGGGUCCGUGAGGAGGGGACGUCCUCUCGUGUGGGAGGUGGGGGGCAGGAGGUGACGGGGCAGGUGAGCACAGGGCCUCUGCCCUUCAGGCAUCUUUCAGGGAUGAGACGGACGAGGUCCCUGCUCCUAUGUAGCUUGUGUUCUAUUAAUAGUGCAGAGGCUGGCCUUCAGUGAGCAUAAGCAGGUAGGAGCAAACACACUAAAACAAAGAAAACCAGUGAUAAGGGUCACGGAAAAGGGACACUGGGACCAUGCUAGUGGCAGGGUCAGGUGGGGGAGGGCGAUCUCCCUGAGGAGGCACGUGAGCGGAACCUGGGCGGCCCUGGGGCAGAGCGGGGCCCUGAGCUCGCAUCGCCCAGCCCCUGGUGGGUGCCUGCUUUCCCCUUAAGGACAGGAGGAACCCAUGACAGGUUCUAAGCCGGGGAGUAGGGUGAUCUGAUUCACAAGAUGUGUGGGUGCUGUGUGGAGACUGGACUGUGGGGAGAGUUUCUGGGAGUGGGGAGACCAGUGGGCGGGUUUGCUUGUGUUUGGGGAAGGACAGGCACGGGCGAACCAGAGCGGGUGGAGCUGAGGAAAAGCAGGGACCCCAGUGAGCCUGAGGCGUCUGGCAUCUGGGCAGGUGGGGGCCAUCGUGGGAGGGGGCACCCCAAUUGUGUGUGUUAGACCUAGAGGUCCAAGGGACCCACAGGCCAAAGAAGUAACAGUUUCAUUUUUAAAUCGUUAAGUCCAAACAGUUUAAGUACAGUAUUUAUAUCCUAACAACUUAUAAUAGACAUUCGGAAAACAAUGUAAACAUAAAAUUUUUUUCAUUGCAUUUUUAAGUGGCCGUAAUUUCUUAGGAGUGAAACAUUUGCCUGUCAGGCUCUUCUUGAAUUUUGGAAUCAGACUGGACAUGGUCAUCCUUGUUGCCUUUUCCAUAUCGACUUACACAGUAAUUGCCUUUUCAGUAACUGCCAGAAACCUAGCUUUGCAGACAUGAAAUUACACAAAGCAAUGUAGCAAGAUGUCAUGUUGAAACGCUGGAGUGUUGAGAGAUGUUUAGUAUCACCGUUUUCCCCAAAAGUAAAACGCAUCCUGCCGUGCCGGCAGCUCCGCUGUGGGCUCCUCCGGGCACUGCUGCUCUGCGCCCUUCUUUUCCCCUGGGUCUGUGGGCCCUCUGUCUCCUGGGCCACAUGUUGGUGUGCAGGUUGCACCCCUCCACCCCAAGUUCUUGGGGGCGCUCACUGGGUCUUUUUUUUUUUUUUUAACUGCACUGGAUCUUAGCAUGCAGGAUCUUUUAGUUUUGGCAUGUGGGAUCUUGUUCCCUGACUAGGGAUCAAACCUGGACCCUCUACAUGGGGCGUGUGGAGUCUUAGCUACUAGACCACCAGGGAAGUGAUGGUCUAGGAUAGGAUGAAGUUUUAAGAUGUGAGAUGAUCUUUUCGUUCUAUCUGUUGAUCCUUAAUACAGACUUUAUUUAGAGUUGAAGAUAUUGAGGUUCAAAGUGGUCGAAGGUGCAGUGGGUGAGCCUGGACUGGGCCCCACACCCCUGACUCUUGGCUGGGCUCUUCCCGGGCUGUGCUGCCUGCCUCUCUGUGGGCCUAACUUAGGGCUGCUGGUGUGGCCGUGGAGCUGGGCACUUGGUGCAAGUGAGGCCAUAGUUGGGACCUUUUUUCUGGCAGGUUGGUGAGGGAGGGCAGCUCUUUGGCACAUAAGGGGCAGUGUUUGGUCGAUGGGGGAAGAGGGGUGCCAACAGGUGCCUGUGUCCCUGAAAACUGGGGAGCGGGGUCCAGGUACCCUCCGUAUGAGCCACGGCCGUGCCACCUACUGGUUUAUCCUCACGCUCCUCAGAGAGCUUCACCUGCGUGUCCAGGCGAAGUCCAUGGAAGAGAGUUCAAGGCACCUAUUCUGGAUGCAUUCAUGGUCUUGGUUAGUGGUUAGAAUCUUCAUUUUGAUCCUCUUGCAGUCUUGGAGAUUUUAAAACAGGAGAGUCAGCAAUCAGACCUUUGCAAAAGGCUGCAGUGGGGCUCCUGGCAGCCUGAGGGCAAGGCCACGUGACCCUGCAUUGUAGGUACCGUUUUGAGGAGCUGACUAGCAUUCCUGCUGACCGCCAGAGCUGUCUGUCAGCAUGUUCUCAUUACUUCAGGGGGUUCUGGUCUUGGUUUACUUUGAGUUGUUUUUAAUCCUGUGUCCUCCUCCUUCAUGACCAGCUCACCACACCCAUGACACUUCUAUGAUUUUGACCUUGGUCCUUGAAGACUGCUCUUCUCAGGCUGCUCCUGCUUCCUGAAGCCCAGUCCCCAUAGCCCUGCACACACACCCCACAUGCCCGCCACUGCAAGGCCCUUCCAUUCCAGGGAGGGACCCAGCCUUCCUACUUGCAGGGCUAUCGUUGGUGACCACCGCCUCUCCCUAACGGGGCAGAGCCCCCAUUGAUGGGGUGAUGGGCUGAAUGAUGCCACCCUCCCUCCGAUAUUUCCAUGUCCUAAUCCCUGGAAACAUCACAUGGCAAAAAAGGAUCUCACGAUACGGAGAUGGUCCCAGAUUAUCUGGGAGGACCCUACACUCACUCACCUCCUUCUCUGAGGGUGAAAGAAUUGACACGGAAGGCAAUGAAGUGGUGCAGCCACAGCCAAGGACACCAGGAGCCUCCGGAAGCUGAAGAGGGCGGAAGGGCCUCCCAGGACCUCCCGAGGGUGUGCAGCCUGUGACACUUUGAUUUCAGCUCAGUGCAGUGAUUUGGAUCUCUGGCCUCUAAAACUACUAGAGAAUAAGUUUCUAUAGUUUUAAGCCAUGAAGUUUGUGGUGACUUGUUGCAGCAGCCACAGGAAGUGAAUACAAAUGGGAAGGCAAAGGAUUCCAAGAAGAAAUGACUGGACUCAAGGCCUGGCAGACCCCGAUCUGCUGCCUGACCGUGUUCUUGUGACCUACUCCUGUCACCUGCGCCUGCACACACAGGAUGAGGGGCACCAGGCUGACCGGGCUGCUGCUCGCACUGGCUGGCUUGCUGCAGCUGGGCCUGUCCCUGAAGAUAGCAGCCUUCAACAUCCGCACCUUUGGGGAGACCAAGAUGUCCAACGCUACACUCUCCAGCUACAUUGUGCGGGGAUGACCCAAACAACUACCACUACGUGGUCAGUGAGCCGCUGGGCCGCAACAGCUACAAGGAGCGCUACCUCUUUGUGUUCAGAGGUCAAAGAGUUUGCCAUUGUUCCCCUGCACUCGGCCCCAUCGGACGCAGUGGCUGAGAUUAACUCUCUCUACGACGUCUACCUGGAUGUCCGGCAGAAGUGGGACUUGAACGACAUCAUGUUGAUGGGUGAUUUCAACGCUGACUGCAGCUACGUGACCUCCUCGCAGUGGUCAUCCAUCCGCCUGCGCACGAGCUCCGCCUUCCAGUGGCUGAUUCCUGACAGUGCUGACACCACGGCUACAUCCACAAACUGCGCCUAUGACCGGAUCGUGGUCGCAGGGUCUCUGCUCCAGAGUUCUGUGGUUCCUGGCUCGGCUGCUCCCUUUGAUUUCCAAGCUGCAUAUGGAUUGAGCAAUGAGAUGACCCUGGCCAUCAGUGACCAUUACCCGGUGGCGGUGACACUGACGUAAGUCCAUCCUGGGGUCUACGAUCUCUGCCUCACGCCAGGAGCUGAAGACAGCUGACUCGUUGUCACAGUUAAGAGCAGAGGGUGGAGCUUAAGGAACCCAGUGCCUUCCCUCCCCCGUGAACCCCCAACCACCCCGCAGCAGCUGGAAUUUGAGGAGAGCACCUGACCCCCUUCCAUUAUAAGUGUGGCGGUUCUGUCACCAGAGCACCCCAUCUUCUCAGUCGGGAAAGAAAGUCUAAAACUAAGAAAUGCCUUUUAAUUUAAAUAAAGCUCCAAAGGGGGUGUUGUCAUUC
Messenger RNA from Cervus elaphus (red deer), 5095 nucleotides. RefSeq names its product deoxyribonuclease 1 (gene DNASE1). Gene Ontology annotation, cellular component: nucleus. NCBI's taxonomy places the organism in Eukaryota, Metazoa, Chordata, Mammalia, Artiodactyla, Cervidae. Bases 4042 to 4803 code for a protein of 253 amino acids. The record is from RefSeq and is a predicted model, not a curated record. The transcript is spliced from 7 exons. Gene Ontology annotation, biological process: DNA catabolic process. Gene Ontology annotation, molecular function: DNA nuclease activity.